Drosophila elegans is the source of this 3183-nucleotide messenger RNA. RefSeq lists its product as uncharacterized. Gene Ontology annotation, molecular function: cell adhesion molecule binding. The record is from RefSeq and is a predicted model, not a curated record. Lineage: Eukaryota; Metazoa; Arthropoda; Insecta; Diptera; Drosophilidae. The transcript is spliced from 8 exons. Gene Ontology annotation, cellular component: extracellular matrix. The coding region runs from base 325 to 2226 and encodes 633 amino acids. Gene Ontology annotation, biological process: extracellular matrix organization; cell adhesion.
UUUGUCGUCAAUUUUCCGGCACAACAGACGCAACAUUUGCCAAAAGAGCAACGCGCGAGUUGCGUAGAGCGGAAACACUUGACAAUUAUGUAAAGCUCCUCUCGCCCGAAAACAAGUUUGCAAACAACAAAAAAUGAAUAAACUCGUGGUACCGUAAAACUAUAAAAAAAAAAAAAAAAAACUGACGAACAAGUGGAAAAAACUCAAAGAAAAUAACAAACAAAAACUCUCCAAAAGUGCUAGCAAUUAAAAAUAAUUUCACAGUUUGCUAACGAACAACAGCAGAGAAAUACACAACAUAAUAAAACCGAAAACGCAUCUUGAAUGUCGCGCAAAAUGUUGCAAGUGCCGGUGGCAACGCUCGUGUUGCUGUCGCUGUUGCAGAUUGCCGAUGUUGCUGCUGUCGCAGAUGCAGCAGCAGCUGCAGCAACUGCCGCAACAAUAUCCACAACGACAACGACAACCGGAAUCGAUGCCAGCCUGAAGAAUGCCAAGCUGAUUGAGGGCAAAGUGCUGCCCGACUUGGCCAUCCUGCAACGCGUCAACCAGGAAGACGAAAAGUGGCAGCAGGUCUACCGGUUCAUCGACGAUGGCUUUCCCGUCCUCGAGUUGUACGGCUACAAGCCAAAGUCGGACCUGCCGUACACAUUGAUUGUGCCCAAAAUCGAUGUGCGGAGCAUUGAGAAGCCGCGGCUAAAGGAGUUCAUGUUGGAGCAUGUGGUGCCCGGGAAAAUCUUCGACAGCUACAGCGCCGUGGCCAACGGCAAUGGGAACAGUAACAGCAAGGAGGAGGAGGAGUCCUUCGGCAAUGGGAACGGACACAAAAUCGUUUUCCGUAAAUUGGAAAAAUCCCACAACAAUGUUUGGCUACUCAAUGGCCAGCAAAUACUCCACAAGCUGCGUAUCAAUGAGAACCUGAUGGCCAUUGCAAUUGAUGGUUAUUUGGGCGAUAGGAAGUCGCCCUACUCCAAGCGCAAUAUCCAGGAAACGAACAACCGCUACAACGACCCCCAACCGCUGGAACAGCCGAACAUUACGAAUGCACAUGCUAAGGUGGAGCCCGUCAUAAAGGAGUCGAAGGCCAGUCCGCUGAUGUCGUUUUUGGCCAACAUGAAGACGGGCACCAAGGUCUUCCAGCACUUCCUCUCCAAGAGCAACCUGACCCGCAUUAUGGACGACAACGCGUACACGGUGCUGAUUCCCUCGGACAACGCCUUCCAGCGCUGGCAUCCCAUCGACUGGGGAUUCUACCCGUUCUCCGUGCCAGAAUUCACCGAGUCGGUGCUGAGGAACCACUUUCUGCCCAUGCAGCGACCCCUGCGGCUGGCCGAUGUCCGGAAUAUGGACGAGGUCGUCGUGCCCACCAUGGGUGGCGAGGAUGUCGUCUUCCACGGCCAACCCACACCCACGGUGAAUAAUGUGAGCAUUAUGUCCGACUACAACCUCUCCAAUGGCAAUCAGGUCUUCAUCAUCUCCGAGGUGCUCUUCGUCACCGAGGCUGUGGUCUCCAAACUGCAUCAGAUGCACAAGGAUAAGGAGACACCUCCAUUGCUAGCCUUCCCUUGGUUUGGAGCACAGUUCCUGUCCCACUCGUUUUUGGCUUUGGAGAGAGAUCCCCGAUUUACCCAGAUUACCAGAUACCUAAACAGUGCUGAGAUUGCUCCCCACAUUUCCGGAGCCAAUUACACGUUCUUUGUGCCAGAAGAUCGGGCCUUUGAGAAAUUAGGAUUCGACAAACUAUCUGAUGAAGUUAUGGCUUCACAGCGGGGUGUGAAAAUGUUGCUGAACCACUUCGUCAAAGGGCGACUCUACAACCGCGAUUUGCGCGACAAUGAAGUGUUCGAGACGAUCGGCGGUGGGCAUAUAAAGAUCACCCGCAACCCGGGCAGCAACUACACCAGCGUGAACAACGCCCAGAUUACGGAGAGCGAGGUGUUCGUGUACAACCUGGGCACCAUGUACUACCUGGACGACAUCCUGUACGCGCACAUGCUGCGCGACUUCGUGACCAAGUCGACCAAGACGAGAUCCAAUCGGCACGGCAGCGACUCCGGCGGAGGAUCCCGGAGCACCUCGCGGCCCAGCGACGUGGAGAUCGUGCCCAACGAGUUCGAGGGGGAGCACAACGGCGGCGACUAUGCCAUCCACGGCGAUGACGAGGACUUCGAGGAUGAGAUUAUCACGCCCAAGGCGCUGCCCGUCCAGAUCUACGAGCUGCCCAAGUAGAGAGCGGGCGAUCUGAUGUCGGAAAUUAUAUCGAGGAUAUAGAUGCGAAAGUAACAUAGGCGGCACUUUUUGGCCAUUGUUUUGGGAAUUUUCAUGGAGUUCGAUUCAAUUUCUUUUAACCAAACCGCUUGAAAUGUUAAUUUUAUGUCGCUUAUCUUAUUUUAGCAGUUAACUAACGAUACGUGUGUAAUUUUUUUUUAAAUCGAUCUGAGCUUGUGGCAAGAAUGAGAAUGAGAAAGGGUGGUGAGACGCUUAAAGCGUUUUUGUAUAGUUCUGGGCUAAUUUUUUAAAGCAUUUCUCUAGUUUAGUUCUUAGUUCUUCGUGUAUAUUUUAAGUUUAGCAUUGAACGAGGCGGUGAAACGAAGUAUACUACAAAAUCAACAACAUCAAGAGCAGGAGCAGCAGCAGCAGCGACAGCGACAGCAAUUAAUAUAUAAAACCUAAUCCUAAAGAACUUAUCAGCGAUUUAGACAAAAGCUUGUAGAGAUAGCGAGAAAUUGCAGUCAAACCAAUUACUACAAAUAUUCAAAGAGUAACGAGAGUAAUAUUCGAAUUAGAAGCGAAAUUUCAAGAAACAAAAAAAAAACUAUAAACACAUAUACGUAUACUAUGCAAAUUCAAUUAGCGCUCAUCAGUGUUUAUGCUUUUUUGAGUCUAUCCAUGUGAGGGAGCAUAGCGCAAACAUAUCGGCGAAAUCGAAGGAUUCGAGGAUUCGAAAUUCACUCGGAAAUAAUUCCCUGGAGGGCAUUGGCAGCGGACGGGAGCGAGGCAAGAUAUAUCUAUAAAUACGAGUAUAUUACGAACAAAUAUUGUAUUUUUUAAUUUAACGGUAUUGAUAUUUAAUGUAUCUGUGUAUAUGAACAACAACAACAACAAAAAGCAAUGAGAACGAAGCAUCCAAUUUUAUAAGUUUGUUAAAAUAAAAAGAAAAUUCUACCAGAAAAACCAACAACAACA